AUGGCCGACUCGACCAACAGCAGCCUGGCUGAAACCUCGGCGGACUCCCUGCUGGCCGCCUACGAGCUGGACUACGAGGUUCCCGUGGACGAGAUCCCGGACACAACGCGGGGCCGCGCCUUCUUCGUGGCCACCAUCGUGAUCGCCGUGGUGCUGGUGGGCAUCAUGCUGGUGUGCGGCGUCGGGAACUGCCUGUUCAUCGUCAGCUUGGCCCGCUACAAGCAGCUCCGCAACCUCACCAGCCUGCUGAUCGCCAACCUGGCCGUGUCGGACAUCCUGGUGGCCGUGGUGUGCUGCCCCUUCCUGCUGGAUUACUACGUGGUGAAGCAGCUGUCCUGGGAUCACGGCCUGCUGCUCUGCGCCUCCACCAACUACCUGCGCACCGUCUCCCUCUACGUGUCCACCAACGCCCUGCUGGCCAUCGCCGUCGACCGGUACAUGGCCAUCCUUCACCCUCUGAGGCCUCGUAUGAAGCACCAGACGGCCUACUGUCUGAUCCUGACUGUCUGGAUCGUGCCCAUCAUCAUCUCCAUCCCCUCUGCCUACAUGGCCUCAGAGACCACGUACCCGCACGAGGCCAGACGGACCCACAAGACCUUCUGCGCCCAAAUCUGGCCGGUCGAUCAGCAGGUCUACUACCGCUCCUACUUCCUCUUUGUCUUUGCCCUGGAGUUCGUGGGCCCCGUGAUAGUCAUGGCCGUUUGCUACACCCAGAUUUCCAGAGAGCUGUGGUUUAAGAACGUGCCGGGUUUCCAGACGGAGCAGAUCCGGAAGAGGCUGCGGAGGCGUCGGAGGACAGUGGUGGUGUUGAUUCUGGUGCUGGUGGCCUACGUCCUCUGCUGGGCGCCGUACUAUGGCUUCACCCUGCUCCGCGACUUCUACCCGACCCUCAUUUCCAGGGACAGGAACUCCCUGGUGGCCUUCUACAUCAUCGAGUGCAUCACCAUGAGCAACGGCAUCAUCAACACCCUCUGCUUUGUGAGCUUUCGAAACAACACCAAAUGCCUGCGGAGAGUGAGCAGGUUGCCGGUGAGGUCGGUGACCUUUGUCAUCAGCAAGAAGAAGUCAAUGGAUGAAGGAGACGUGCGCACUUCAUCCCUCCGAGUGACAGAGGAGGUGGAGAGAGCUCGGCUGAGAUAG
Molecule: messenger RNA, 1140 nt
Organism: Myripristis murdjan (pinecone soldierfish)
Lineage: Eukaryota; Metazoa; Chordata; Actinopteri; Holocentriformes; Holocentridae
Product: prokineticin receptor 1-like
Exons: 2
Coding region: 1-1140 (379 amino acids)
Biological process (GO): neuropeptide signaling pathway
Cellular component (GO): plasma membrane
Molecular function (GO): neuropeptide receptor activity
Source: RefSeq, a predicted model, not a curated record